Molecule: messenger RNA, 1087 nt
Organism: Gilbertella persicaria
Lineage: Eukaryota; Fungi; Mucoromycota; Mucoromycetes; Mucorales; Choanephoraceae
Exons: 1
Coding region: 20-1054 (344 amino acids)
Molecular function (GO): N-acetyltransferase activity
Source: RefSeq, a predicted model, not a curated record
CUUUCUUUUUUACACAACUAUGGCAAAAAGCAAGAAGAACGCUGCUCAACAAAAAGAAUCCACACCACCACCAUCAUCAUCACCACCUCAACCCAAGGUUGUGCUAAGAACAUAUAGAGAAACAGACCAUGAACAAGUAGAAUUUCUUUUUAGAAGCACUCAAGUACCUUUGGUGUACGAAAGUAUUCGAAGCAAAAUUUGGGCUCCACUCACUUGGGUUAUUUGGUUUGCUGUCUAUUCAGCUAUUCUCUAUUGCAUUCCUUUCAUUACUUCUCGGUGUAUUCGUCAAGACAUACCAUUAUGGGCUAUGACGAGCAUUAAAGUAUUUGCUACCUUUUGGUGGGGCGUUAUUGCCUUUAUCAUCUUGUUUGUCACUUCAGAUCGUGUAGAGAUGCAAAACCGUGUGGAUGAGGCUAUGGCCAAUGACUUGCGUGAUCCCGAUCUUUAUUAUUUGAACUAUGUUGUUCAAGAAGACAAGAAGGUGCGCAAGCCUGAAAACGAGCUUGUGCCUUCUCAUUUCUGGGUAUUGACAGUGGACGAUCAAAUAUGCGGUAUGAUUGGUGUGUCUUGUAAUGCGCAGGAUAUCGUGGAUCAACGUGAGACGCUGCCUGUGCCUUGGAAGCAAUUUACUGUAGCCAUACUUGAACUCUUGCGACUACCUGUGCCUGCAUUUCUGGAAAGGGGUCGACCCAACACAAGUGACUAUAAUCAAAAGGACAAGAAACGUAUCUUUGCUCAUCAGCAACUGCCCAAGACAGCCACUCUUAUGCGCUGGGCUGUACGCUCAGAUCUUCAGACGUGUGGAUUCUCAACCUUAUUGAUCAAUCGUGCUAUUGACUGGUGCAAAGAACAUGAUAUCAAUCGAGUCUAUGCUAUGGUAAAUGAAUGCAACAUGGCUGCAGAACAAAUCUUGACCAGACGUCAUGGGUUUGUAGUGAUGAAGAAGUUUAGAGGAGGUCUGUUUGGUCAAUUCCAAAAGUUGCUUGGAUGUCGUGUGAAUGAAUGGGUAGAAAAGCAUGGUGAACAAACAAGAAAAGCUUUUAAGAAGUCUUAAUUGUAUCUUUAAUAAAAAGAAUUUUGUUUAAAA